This is a messenger RNA of Knipowitschia caucasica, 1503 nucleotides long. The record is from the annotation of a GenBank genome assembly. NCBI's taxonomy places the organism in Eukaryota, Metazoa, Chordata, Actinopteri, Gobiiformes, Gobiidae.
AUGGAGGGAGCUGUGGUCAAAGUGGAUUCUUUUGAAGAAAACACGAAUGCUGUUGUUUUGGUCGUUGUAUUGAGCAGCUGGAUCUGUAGUGCUCAAGCGUCCUACGUAGCUGCAGUGUAUGAGCACCGCGUGGAGAUGAACCCGCAGCCGAGCGUGCCUCUGUCCCGCAGCGCAGCGCUACUGCACAUGCGCACUAACCUGCGGGUGUAUGAGCAGCAGGCUGAACAAGCAAGCCGACAGGGCGCGCAGAUUCUGGUGUUUCCUGAGGACGGCCUGCACGGCUUUAACUUCACCCGCUCCAGCAUCGCCGCUUACCUGGAGAUAAUCCCUGACCCUCAACACGAGACCUGGAACCCGUGUGAGGAGCCACAGCGCCACCCCAACACAGAGGUGCAGCAGUGGCUGAGCUGCAUGGCCCGCAGGCAGCGGCUGUAUGUGGUGGCCAACAUGGGCAGUGUGCAGCCCUGCUCUGGGACCAGCGCCUCCUGUCCCUCUGACGGUCGCUGGCACUUCAACACGAACGUGGUUUACAGCAGUGACGGGCUGAUGGUGGCUCGUUACCACAAACAGAACCUGUACUUUGAAGACGCCUUUGACGCGCCGCCACAUGUGGAGGUGGUCACGUUUGAGACUCCUUUUGCCGGAAGGUUUGGUCUCAUCACCUGCUUUGACAUCCUGUUCCGGCAGCCGACCGUGGCUUUGCUGGAGAAGGGAGUGCGUCAGAUCAUCUUCCCCACGGCCUGGAUGAACCAGCUCCCUCUGCUGGACACUAUUCAGUUCCAGCGGGCCUUUAGCCUGGGGGCGAACAUCACACUAUUGGCUGCAAAUAUUCGCAGUGAUCCUCUCAUUAUGACGGGUAGUGGGAUCUACUCCCCAUCCUCAGCCGUGUACCACCACGCCCUGAUGGGAGACCCGGAAGAGGGCCGCCUCAUCGUGGCCACGCUGGAGCCUCUUCCUGAUGGACCAGAGUCAGAGCCAGUGCAGGGCUUCACUGAUGCAGGACUGUGCGGUUCUGAGGCCCACAGGGCCCCUCAGUCCUUCACCUCCUACAUGAUGCAUGACAUCUUCACCUUUGUCCUCCUGCUGCGGCCUGAAGGACGCCUCAGUGUCUGCGACGGCUCCCUCUGCUGCUGGCUGCAGUAUCGACUCACAGAGAAUAACCUCACAGAAGUCUAUGCCCUCGGGGCAUUCGCUGGACUGCACACAGUCAAUGGAAACUACAGUCUACAGGUGUGUGCGCUGGUCAAAUGUGCAGGAUCUGAGCCUCAGUCUUGCGGACGGGAAGUGGAGCAGGCCCAAACUAAAAUGGACUUCACUCUGGAGGGAACCUUCAGCAGCAGCUACGUGUUUCCAUCUGUCCUGUCCAGUGACUACACUCUGGAGCAGCCCACGCACCUGCACACGUCCCCCCAGGGCACCGUGACCAUGGAACACUCCCACAUGAAGGCGGGCCUCAUCACUGCGGCCCUGUACGCUCGGACACACCACCUGGACCCACACUAG